Messenger RNA from Penicillium oxalicum, 4017 nucleotides. Its product is annotated as dienelactone hydrolase family protein. NCBI's taxonomy places the organism in Eukaryota, Fungi, Ascomycota, Eurotiomycetes, Eurotiales, Aspergillaceae. The transcript has 6 exons. The coding region runs from base 1 to 4017 and encodes 1338 amino acids. Gene Ontology annotation, molecular function: hydrolase activity. The record is from RefSeq and is a predicted model, not a curated record.
AUGUCUGGAAUCAGUAAAGCCUGCUGCUCGAUCCCUCCCGUCGUGACCAAGGGUUACCAGGCCAAGGGAACCUAUCAGACGAUCAAUGGCAUGAAGACCUACUGGGCGGAACCGGGUGAAAAGAAAAGCAUCAGGCAACUGACCAGAGUCACCGCUGCAGAUGUCACCGGACCCGAGUCUGCUACCAAGGCCAUUCUGGUUGUAUACGACAUCUUUGGCUUCUUUGAGCAGACCCUCCAGGGAGCCGAUAUUCUCUCCACCUCUAAUGAGAACAAGUAUCGCGUCUUCAUGCCCGAUUUCUUCGACGGCAAACCCGCCGAUAUCUCGUGGUACCCACCAACUACCGAUGAGCACAAGCAGAAGCUUGGUGAUUUUUUCAGUAACGAGGCUGCCCCUCCCAAGACCCUGUCUCGGAUUCCGGACGUCGUUGCCGAGGCCAACAAGCAGGCGCCUGGUGGCGCCUUCACCUCAUGGUCCAUCCUGGGCUUCUGCUGGGGCGGUAAGAUCGCUGCGCUCUCCGUCGGUGCCGACAACAAGCUCUUCAAGGCCGGCGCUCAAGCUCACCCAGCCAUGGUCGACCCCAACGAUGCAAAGGCGGUGUCUGUUCCGUUCGCAGUGCUGGCCUCCAAAGACGAACCCACCGACGACUUGAAAGCGUUUGGAGAUAACCUCAAGGUUCCCAAGCUGGUCGAAACUUUCCCCACCCAGAUUCAUGGCUUUAUGGCAGCUCGAUCGAACUUGGAGGAUCCGGAGGUUCGCAAGGAAGCAGUGGUCUGGCUUGCUAAGAUCAUUGCGACCGUCUGCUUUGCUCUUUUCAUCAUUCGAGCGGGCCAUGAGACUCGCAGCAUACCACCCACGGACCUGACGACCGAUCUCCAGUGUGAGGGUUCCCUGAUGUCAUUCAUCUUCGGACGUCGCCGGUCGCAAUCAGAUGCGGCCAGCCACUUCGACACCAGCGCGCAAAGUCCAUCGCGCGACCACAAUCCGUCAAGAACGCCUCUUCCCCACGAGAAUCCGGACUCUCACUUAUUUCGCGGGUUCUUUCGCAGGCGCAGCGGGAGCACGUCGUCUGCUGAUUCAACAAAAGCUUCAGACCGGGACAAGGUUGUCCAUCGAGACGCCGAAGCCAGAGGUCUAGGGAAGGGGAAGCACGAUCUCCAUCGACAAAACUCAGGAGGGUACACAAGCAGCCAUGUAACCGAUCCCAAAAGCCAAGAGUGCCCGUCUGCGGCAGCGCAUAGCGAGCCCAAACAACCAGGGAACAUCCAGGACUAUCUAGACUACCGGCUUGAAAAAGCAGGUCUGCCGGACGACAGUAGCGAUCCGCGAUGCCUUUCCAGCUCAAAAUCUGUCCUAACCAAAAAGGACGUCAAGGCGUUACUGUCCGGCGCGCCGCACUUUAUGCUUGAGCGUGGCAAGCAUGGUCGUUGGUAUCCGCAGGUCAUCUUUCCUUGGGAUGAACAUAAUCCCGCGAUCCAGCGCAUGCUGGACCGAAAGCCAUUAGCACAUGCCUCGUUUACCCUCUGUACGCUGCACGCUCAUCUUCCCGUGCCCGACGACUGGGUAGUCAAAGGGGGCGUCCCGAUACCGUUGCAGGACUGGCGUCGAUCUGGUGCAUUUAAGAGGGCGACGUUUGACGUGGGCAUCUUUGAGGUGCCGAAUAUGCUUGGAAAUAAUGGUAGAGAGCCGGGCACCAUUGGAUUCCGCAACUUUCUCGAAUUGUCAAUUGCGGAUUUGUUGAAAUACACGGGACCGGGAGAGCCAAGGCAGUCCCCCAACUUGGAAAGAGUGUCCGCUCUCCCUGCGACGGAAGCCUUUGAGCUGAUGGAUCACUAUGACAAGCCAUACUCUCAAUGCCUCAGCGGUGCGGUCUUGGACCGGCACAAACUGAUCAGGGAAGGACCAUCGGGCUGGAAACGAGUGGGCGUGCGAGACAUCAACUUGCGCUACCUGGUUCAGCGCCUUGAUCAGUUGCGUCAAUUACGUCUUGAUAUCCUUCGCCAAGGGUCAACUAUCACUAUCCUGGACGUGGAGUCACCACAUGAACUGCACAAUAUUCUCCAUACGCAUUUCCUCCACCCUCAUCCUCCCCCGGCCGAUUUACUCGCGGGUCAUCCACAGGGCCUCAAAUCUCAAAUCAAGACCCUUGCGGCGGUUCUUGCUACCCCCGGAGCAUGGAUUGACUUCAGUGUCCCGGAAUGGCGGUUGCGAGCUGGACAGAUCCUGUGGGAGGCUCCUCCGCAUGGCGAUGGAGAUUGCAUCGACCCAAGUGAUUGUUGUGCAGAGAACUCGAAGCAGCCUUGGAUCAAUUCUGGCAUGGAGCGCAAGUGGCUCCUCGUCCAGAUUCUUCUAGCAGCCGAGCUGCUAUUCCGCCUCGACGCAUUUGUUCGAAGAGGCAUGUUGCACGAUGCACACGGAGGAGUCGUGACGGCACCGGAGCUGCAACGUUUCGAUCAGCUGCGUGAAGGCAAAGUCAACUGGGAUCUCAUUUUUGUGCGCCGCUUCCUCGACAACCUGGACAUCAGCUGCGAGUCGGAGUCGCCUUCGACCCCAUCGAGCGGUGCUAGUGGCAAUGGCUCACCCUAUACCACAGGAGACAAGUCGCCUUCAAAGUCUCAUCGUUUCUCCUUGUUGGAUUCGAUCAGUCGCCGAAUCUCGUCCACGCAGGGGACUGAUCUACCAUCUGCUUGGCAUUGUCAUAUCGGUUCUCCAUAUGUGCGCCAGCAGCUGGAGGGUCUGUAUGUCUUUGCCGAGAAUAUCGGUUGGCCCAAGGUCGAUGCGUUACGAGCCAACUUUGAGAGGCUUUGCAGAAGUGGCCAAAAUUUGUUCGACCCCGAACUCGAGAAGCUUGGUUCGCGCAGUCUGUUGAGCAAUUCAAAUGAACACGCGAAGGCAAGCUCGGACAAAAAGGACAUGUAUGGUCGCAAUCGAUGCCGACGCUAUGUCCGGCUGCGCAGCCCAUGCCUCAAUGACGAUGAUUUACAUGGGACUGAACGUCUUGGUUGGAUUUCUCGAAGUUGGCUCUCAGGACUUGUCAUCCCCGGCGAAUCGAUUUGCCACCUUCUCAUUGGAACCCUUUUGGAGAGUGAUGAAGAUGCGAUCGCGCGUUUAGGAUCCGUGGCUAAUCUCUAUGGCGGGUUUGUUUACGACGGCCGCAGUUACUGGAGCAAAUCUAGCGUCGUGGGCCGAGUCCUGUCUUGCUUGGAAGGAGCACAGACGUGCAUGGGAUGGGUUGGGUGCAGUGUCUUGCCCUGCGAGGAAUCGACCUCAACGCCCUGGUCAGACGGCUGGAUUGAAGUUCCCAUGCAAAAGGCUCCUCGAGGCUCUGGAAAGUCUCGCAUCAAACAGGGAGGCAAAUUGGCGAUCGAGUCAACGCCGUUGGGCAAUGGCGAUAUCACCGCCGACGCAUUUACUCUCCCCAUUGAUCCUCCGACGAAUGGACAUACGACGGAGGUCGAAAUGCUUCAAUUGGGCUUGCGUGCCCAAACCCCUCCAAGGGGAGGCAUUACGGAAUGUGAGCAGGCCACAAUGACAUUCUCCAUGAAUAAUGCGGCGACAGAUACAUCUACUACAAUCUCAUUCCCGCUCAAAUAUCAUGUGCGAUUCGUUUCAGCUCAUCACUGUCAACGACCACACGCAGUCGCCGUAUGUCGGACAAGAGACUCUGGAUUGUCACACGAUCAGCGGUCCGGGUCGGACUCGUCUGAAGACCCAGCUCAGUUCAAACGUCUACCAGGACAUCCGCUCCAUCAGUCAUAUCACUUCGAAAACGUGCAACUUGCCUCACUUCCUGGCCGGCCCCUCCCGGUUUGCGCGUCCGAUGAGGAACCGGCGACCGUUUACGUUGUGGAUGCGCGGGGAUGUCGGUCGAAAGAGGCGUUUGCACGCUCUUGGUGUGCCUCCGUUGGCUGCCACGCUGUGAUCGGUCGAGUGGGGAGAUCGUGUGUAGCAUGUUGUGUUCGAGAAGCUCGAGCGCUGGACAUCUCUGUGGUGGUGAGAGUGGGCAAUGAAACCUGA